CACGCCCGCCUCGCUUCCUCUCAUCGCAUGAGUUGACAUGGAUAGAAAAGAGCAGAAGCUUUGAACUGUCCCAACAGACUCCAGUCCUACCGAAGGGAGACAAGUGGAGUGGAUAACCCAGUCAGACGAGAUCGCUAAUUAGACUACACACAGACUCGAAUACAUCGCUACAGUCAGUCCUCUCAUGCACCGUCCCGUUUCAUCUGUCGCCUCUGUCGUUAUUAUAUGAUUAUUAUUGCGGCCGCUCGCACCUUGUUAUUCCGGUGGGGAGUAAAUCUAUAUGGCCGCGACGCUGAUCACGAUGAGCGCUGGGACCGGGACCGGGCAGGACGAGAUGUUCUACACCCUGCUCAAGCCCAUGCUUUCGGAAGGCUUCCCGGCCGAGGAAUCGGCUCUGUUCGGUUUCGAUACCAAGAACCUACUGACGGAAAGGAGUGGACAGAGUGAAUACGUGCACCAGACAGGGAAGAGUGAACUGGAUAAGUACCUCUCCCCCCAGACGCCGCUCCUGAUGUCCCAUCCUGACCCUCCAGAGCAGAACAAGUCUCGGCGGGACAGUGCCUCUGUGAUGGAUCACUUCUUUGGCGACGACCAGGGCGGAUCUCCUUACAGCAUCAACAUGAACGUCUUCCUACCCGACCUGGCAUACCUGAGGAUGGGCUUGUGUCGGCCGGCACGCCCAGGGCCUGGGGGUAACGGUGGAGGCAUGGGCCAGCAGGUCAAAACAGAACCCCCUGCCUCCUCUCCCUUCACCCAUCCUCACCCUCACUGCCCCAGCAGUAGCGUCCACAGUAACAGCAUCAGCCUUUCCACGGUAACGUCGGUGUCUUCUUCGUUACCAGAGUUCACUAGCGUGUUCAGCCCGUCGGGUGGUGGUGACCCGACCUCUGACGCCGUGGCAACGGGCGGUUCUGUUUACGUGAAGGAGGAGCUGGGGUCGUUCGAUCUGCCUCACGACGACUCUCUGUUCCAGUUGCUCUCUGCGGAGCUGGACUCCGCCCCUCUCGCGCCCAUGCAUCACCAUGGCAACAAUGCUCAUCACCGGGCGGGGCAGCAUCACGGAGGUUCCGGUCCCUCGCCCAUCAUGCACACCUUCCACGACCUACACUUAGCCGCCCAGGCCCAGCAGCAACACCAACAACUACAGAGUGCCAAGGCAAGCUACUGUGGUGGGCUGCACAACGUGGGAGGGGCCUACCCUCACCCUCACUUCCUCCAGCAGCCCCAGCACCAUCAGGCCAAGGCCCCCUACCUGCCCCCCUCUCCUCCCAGCUCAGAGCCCAGCUCCCCAGAUCGUCAGAAGGACCUCCUUCAGAACCUCUCCCCUCCCCCUUCCUAUGCCGCCACUAUCGCCUCCAAGCUGGGAGUCAGCGUCUCCCCCAGUCUUUCCCCCACCGGUGUGGCUCGGCCCCCAGCCUCAAGUCUAACUCCAGCCCCAGGCUCCGGCCCAGCUCCAAGCCUGAACCAGUCCAUGCAGGUCCGCUACAACCGCAGGACCAACCCAGACCUGGAGAAGAGGAGGAUACACCACUGUGACUUCCCAGGAUGUAAGAAAGUGUACACCAAGUCUUCCCAUCUGAAAGCCCACCUGAGGACCCACACUGGUGAGAAGCCGUACAGGUGUUCGUGGGAUGGAUGUGACUGGCGUUUCGCCCGUUCUGAUGAGUUGACUCGUCACUUCAGGAAACACACAGGGGCCAAACCGUUCCAAUGCUCUGUCUGCUCUCGCUCCUUCUCCCGAUCGGAUCACCUGGCCCUGCAUAUGAAGAGGCACCAGAACUAACACACACACAAAACACUAGCUUGAAUCACAAGGACAUGCACUCAAAUCAGGAAACGUUCAACCUAAACUGUACAGUGGUACAAAACCACUUUUCUGGAAGAUACCUUAUAGUCUUUAUCUUGGCCAGGUCGCAGUUGUAAAUGACAACUCGACUGGCCUACCUGGUUAAAUAAAGGUGAAAUUAAAUUAAAUAAGUCUAGACCAGUGGCUCCCAAACUGUGGGCAGGGACCCACUUUUGGACAGAACCCCCACCCCACCUAAGCCCCAUUUUCACCCAGGAGAAACCCUGCAUUGUCACGAAUAAUUUCAGAAUUCUACAGUACAUUUCUUGACAUUGGUCACCAGUACAUUCAGUUGAAUGUGUUGAAGACGAGGGUGGUUAUUCAUCUCUGUUUUUAUAUUUAGUCUCUGUUGUUCUCCCACCGCUCAACCCUUAUGAUGGGUCGCGACUCAAGAGACUCCUCAAUUUCUUUUUUUUGGGGGGGGGACAAUGGGUUAGACUACAGUAUAACUUAUUAUCUG
This is a messenger RNA of Oncorhynchus kisutch (coho salmon), 2306 nucleotides long. RefSeq names its product Krueppel-like factor 5. Lineage: Eukaryota; Metazoa; Chordata; Actinopteri; Salmoniformes; Salmonidae. The record is from RefSeq and is a predicted model, not a curated record. The transcript is spliced from 4 exons. Gene Ontology annotation, biological process: regulation of transcription by RNA polymerase II. Gene Ontology annotation, molecular function: DNA-binding transcription factor activity, RNA polymerase II-specific; RNA polymerase II cis-regulatory region sequence-specific DNA binding. The coding region runs from base 281 to 1783 and encodes 500 amino acids.